Messenger RNA from Hibiscus syriacus, 1047 nucleotides. Its product is annotated as repressor of RNA polymerase III transcription MAF1 homolog. The record is from RefSeq and is a predicted model, not a curated record. Gene Ontology annotation, biological process: negative regulation of transcription by RNA polymerase III. The transcript has 11 exons. The coding region runs from base 139 to 813 and encodes 224 amino acids. Lineage: Eukaryota; Viridiplantae; Streptophyta; Magnoliopsida; Malvales; Malvaceae. Gene Ontology annotation, cellular component: nucleus. Gene Ontology annotation, molecular function: RNA polymerase III core binding.
CCCCUUUUUCUUCCCUCCAACUUCGCAACGAAAUCGUUAAUUACCUGCGGCAGGCUUUCCCUUUCUCCUCCGACAUCGAAGUUCCAGUUUUGGCAUCCUUUACAGCAAGAUCCAAUAGUUUGUCUGAACGUAUUCAGUAUGAAGUUCUUAGAAUACACUCCGCUGGACCGAAUAAAUGGUUUCUUGAAUGAUUUAAACCUCGGUGAGCGUACCAUCAAAGGAAGCCUUGAAGCAUACUCUUGCAAACACACUGGGACAGAUAAAAGACUCUCUCUCAGUUUGGAGAAUGAGAUCCUUGACUAUCUUGGGAAAUCCUCAGAUACCGACUCCUGCUCGCCAGUUGAAUUCCUGUUGAGCAGAUCAAGCCGGAAGACAUUGAUCUAUUUGGUGCUUACCCUCUAUCACAUGUAUCCUGAUUAUGACUUCAGUGCAGUUAAAGCACACCAGUUCUUCACAGAGGAAAGCUGGGAUACCUUUAAACAGAUUUUUGAUACCUUCAUGGUUGAAGCGUCAAAGGAAUGGGUUGAGACAUAUGGAGGCAGCUCACUACUGGAAACAAUUUAUAAGGCUCUAGAUGAGGUUGUGGAACUCUCAGAGUGUGAAAUUUAUAGUUAUAAUCCAGAUUCCGGUGCAGAUCCCUUUCUAGAGAAAGGAGCUAUAUGGUCCUUCGGUUUCUUCUUCUACAAUAGGAAACUAAAGCGUGUAGUGAGUUUCAGCUUUUGCUGCUUAAGUAACUUGGUGGCCGAUGGUUUUGUCGCUGACAACUUGUGUUACGAGGAAGAUGGUGAAAUAUUCGAUAACAUGGACAUAUGAUCACUUUACAUAUUUGUUGCACAAUGUGUCGAUACCCUUUGACAUCGGUGUGUAGUUAGUUAUGUUCCAUAGCAUAUUGCUCGCAUGAGCCGAGCAGACUUGAUUUUCUGCUUUGCUGUGUAUAUGUAGUCUAUUACCCAGACUUGGAGUUCGAGUACUGACGUGAGUAUGUUCAAUUGUUUUUAAAGUGUUUUCUUAUGUUUGGAGGUUUACAUUUAUGUAGUGAUGUUAGAA